AUGAUUCAACACAACUUUAACCCAUUCAGAAAAAGCAACCGUUAGACAUAUUCAUUAUUUGAUGAAAAAAGCUCUCAUGAAAUAACUGUUGAGGAUGAAAUGGCUAUUUUGAAACAUAUUCCAAAAUAUGUUUGGGAAGAUGAUUACUAUGAAUAAUUGAAGUUAGAGUUGAAAUAUCAUAAAGUGGACAUACAGGUACUAUCUCAUUCUGAAUGGCAAAAUCUUUUAGAGACAGGAAUGUAUGAUUCAAACAAAAAUUUAUUAUUAUCAAUAUUUACUACAAGAUCAUUAACAGUGAAGCAAGUUUUUGACUUUAUAACAAUGUAAUGUCAGAUGACAUGUUAAUUUGAGCAUCUUAAAAAACAAUUGAAAGAAAAAAAUUAUGAAUGCAUCAUCAAAGAUGUACAUAGAACUUUUAAGAGUUCAGAUUAUUUUUAGAAGGAGGAAGUACUCUAAAGACUUUAGGACAUAUUAGUAGCUUAUAGUAAUUUGGACUCAGAAGUUUCAUAUGGUUAGGGAAUGAACUUCAUCGUUGCAGCUCUCAUGUAUUUAGAUUUCAAUAAUGACGAAGCCAUCUUUGAAAUUCUAAGAACCAUAAUUAUGGACAAAGAGUGGAGACAACUUUAUAUCAAUGGGACUCCAGGUCUAUUCUUAUUGAUGGCUAAAUUCAACUUUAAAUUUAAAAAAAGAAUGCCUGCAUUAUAUCAACAUUUUCUAAAACUUGGAAUUGAGGAUAUGAGUAUGUGUGCAAGUGCAUUUUACUUAACUUUAUGUAUGCAACAUGCUCCAAUACAGUUCUCUCUAGUGUUAUUGGCUAUGUUUUUUAUUGAAGGUGAUGACAUAAUAACCAAAAUGAUAUUAUCUAUGAUAAAGUAUUUUGAGAAUUAUUUAUUAAAAUUAAACGACUUUUAACAAAUAAUUGAGUUUAUCAAAAGAGGCCUUUUAAGUAACUUCUAUCGAGAAAUUCAAAAAUGUAGGAAACAACAGAGAUUAGUACAAGUACUAUUAGAUAUUGGAUUAAUUAAAAGGAAAGAAAAAUAACACAAGCAAAAAAUAAAAAAGGGAUUAAUGAAAUAAUUAGUUGAUAGGCCUUUAGCAUUUGGAAAUGAUGUUUAUAGUUAUUUUUUUAGAUGA
Paramecium tetraurelia is the source of this 1134-nucleotide messenger RNA. RefSeq lists its product as uncharacterized. The record is from RefSeq and is a predicted model, not a curated record. The transcript has a single exon. Lineage: Eukaryota; Ciliophora; Oligohymenophorea; Peniculida; Parameciidae.